Molecule: messenger RNA, 783 nt
Organism: Scophthalmus maximus (turbot)
Lineage: Eukaryota; Metazoa; Chordata; Actinopteri; Pleuronectiformes; Scophthalmidae
Gene: ufm1
Product: ubiquitin-fold modifier 1
Exons: 6
Coding region: 117-380 (87 amino acids)
Biological process (GO): protein K69-linked ufmylation
Cellular component (GO): nucleus; cytoplasm
Source: RefSeq, a predicted model, not a curated record
AACACCCAUAAACAUAUGGAAAAAAUAUAACACUUAGUGGAUGACGUGUAUGUUGUGGGUCCUUCGGACUUCCGGGUUUCGUCUAAACAAGCUGCUGACGGAGUCGCCUCGUAAAGAUGUCUAAAGUGACGUUUAAAAUCACGCUGACGUCGGACCCCCGGCUUCCGUACAAAGUACUGAGUGUCCCAGAGAGCACACCCUUCACCGCAGUUUUGAAGUUUGCAGCUGAGGAGUUCAAAGUGCCGUCGGCGACCAGUGCUAUAAUAACAAAUGAUGGAAUAGGAAUCAACCCUGCCCAGACAGCAGGAAAUGUGUUUCUGAAACACGGCUCGGAGCUUCGCAUCAUUCCUAGAGACAGAGUGGGAGGACAAGUAGACUGAUGCUGCGACACCAUAAUGACUCAUCCGGCGGAAUCAUAUAACACUUGAGACCCAGGAAUCUCCUCAGCGCGUGUCAUAGUAAUUUUAUUAUUUUUUUGGCCCACAACUGACAGUGACUCACAGGAGAACAUAUAUAUAUAUAUAUAUUUAAAUUUGAUGAUGGCUUGCAAUCACACUUGCAUGCUCCCUGCAUUUAUUUUUUUCAUCUGUAAGUGUAGUUUGCAUCAGAAGAUUGAAAUGAUUACCCAGAAUCCCCCAGAGAUACCGUAUAAUUAUUAUACACAAACACAGCAGCUGCAUCCCGGGAUACAUUUUAGUGGAGAUUAAAAAAAAAGUGAGUCAACAGUUGUAGUUUUUUCUAUCUUUGUAAAUGUCAAUAAAACAAUCCGUGUGACUAACAGCA